GCGGUUCACUUUCCACAGACCUGAGGGGCUGAAAAGCAUCCGCCAAUCUGACUCUAUGGGCAUAAACUUUCCAUUCGUUUUGAUCUGGCCAUUUCACAGGUCCAUCGACGCCACGUCUUUAAAAGCAUAGGACUUUGCAGUUCGCUGAUAAGGAAUAUAUUCGGAGCUGUUGCCGAUUUACUAAAGAUGUCUAUAUUACCUUUCACGCCUCCGAUUGUGAAGAGACUGUUGGGCUGGAAGAAGGGCGAGCAGAACGGACAGGAGGAGAAAUGGUGUGAAAAGGCAGUGAAGAGUCUGGUGAAGAAGUUGAAGAAGACAGGACAGCUGGAGGAGUUGGAGAAGGCCAUCACCACCCAGAAUAUCACCACCAAAUGCAUCACUAUACCGAGGUCCCUGGAUGGCCGCCUGCAAGUAUCUCACAGAAAAGGCCUUCCCCACGUGAUCUACUGCCGGCUGUGGCGCUGGCCUGACCUGCAGUCUCACCACGAGCUGCGUGCUGUAGACUUGUGUGAGUUUGCUUUCCAUAUGAAGAAGGAUGAGGUGUGUGUUAACCCUUACCACUAUCAGCGUGUAGAGACACCAGUUUUGCCUCCAGUCCUGGUUCCUCGGCAUGCUGACAUCCCCACAGACUUCCCUCCACUGGAUGAUUUCAUCCCCGAGAACACCAUAUUCCGCGGCAUCGAGCCUCCGAGCAACUAUAUACGGACCCCUCCUCCGGGCUACCUGAGUGAGGAUGGGGAAACCAGUGACCACCAAAUGAACCACAGCAUGGACACAGGCUCCCCAAACCUUUCACCCAACCCUGUCUCACCUGCCAACAGCAACCUAGCUCGUGAUAGCGGGAUGGAUUCUGAUUGGCUGUCAGUGUUUGUAUCAUUCAUCACCUGGAAAAAAAUGGUUCUGAAAAUGAUUCCAACAAUAUCGGUAACAUAUUGUGAAUCCGCAUUUUGGUGCUCGAUUUCCUACUACGAGCUGAAUCAGCGUGUGGGCGAGACUUUCCACGCCUCCCAACCGUCUCUGACCGUAGAUGGCUUUACGGACCCCUCUAACGCAGAGCGCUUCUGCCUGGGCCUGCUGUCCAACGUCAACCGCAAUGCAGCCGUGGAGCUGACACGCAGACACAUCGGCCGAGGUGUGCGUUUAUAUUACAUCGGAGGUGAGGUGUUUGCCGAGUGCCUGAGCGACAGUGCUAUUUUCGUCCAGAGUCCCAACUGUAACCAGCGGUAUGGCUGGCACCCAGCCACAGUAUGUAAGAUUCCUCCAGGCUGUAAUCUGAAGAUUUUCAAUAAUCAGGAGUUUGCGGCUCUGUUGGCCCAAUCAGUGAAUCAGGGAUUUGAGGCCGUGUACCAGCUCACCCGUAUGUGUACCAUUCGCAUGAGUUUCGUCAAAGGCUGGGGGGCAGAAUACAGGCGGCAGACAGUGACCAACCCCUGCUGGAUAGAGCUGCAUCUCAACGGCCUGCAGUGGCUGGACAAGGUGCUCACUCAGAUGGGCUCCCCGAACCUCCGCUGCUCCAGCGUGUCAUAGGACGAAAACCUCGGCCCGUUUCACGUAACCAUACCCUUUCUAACGACAUCCUCUAUUGCUGCUGAAUGCCAAGCAAACAAAAAGAGCGAAACCAAGGACAGGGGGGAGGGAGAAGGAAGACGAACACCUGCUGGACUCCUCGAGAGCGUCACUUUAUCAUUGACAAGAUCCUAAUAUUUUGCUGGGGGCAAAAAUAGACAAGUACAGUCGAAGCACUUUGGACAACGACACUCAAGGAGCACGGAUGAUAUUUCUUCAGCGCGACGAGUUUGAAAUGAGGCGUUUCCUCAUUGUGAAUUUAAAUGUGAUAACGAAAUCUUGAUUUUUGUCCAUUUUUGUUGUGAUCAAGAAGUGUAUCGCACAUUUAAUUUGAUCUGAAGGUAUUACAAUCUUGGGCUCUGAAUAUGAUUGUUUAGAUUAAUAAACAUCCUCAAAGAGUGCUUUGUUUCCACCACCUUCAGUGAAGGGGUCUUGUGUGAACUUUUACAGUAUGUUUAGCCUGAAGCUAGUGCUUCGGGGAGCUGUUUGUGUGUAAGUAAAUUGCACUGCGCUGGAGAGGUCAAUAUAUAAUGUGAUUGCCUUUGGUCUCAUAUGCACGGUCGACCGGGUUUGUAUACAGGAACUGAGUGUGUAGAGUUAUAACAGAGGUACUUAGCCUUGAUUAUGGAAAGCACUUGUUUUGAAAAGCACCCAGUGAUGGUUUGAACAAAAAGAUAGCAUUGGAAAUUUGUCAGUGACAAAUGCUAGUAGCUAAUAGUGCCAUUUUUUUUUUUUUCUUGAACUCGAUGGUUACCGUUUGAAUUAUGCUCUGCAAAUACAUUUUGUAUUAAGUAUUUUUGCAUUAUAAACUGAACGGAGAUUGCGAAAGUAUAUUUUUACUGCUGCCAUAGGGUACUGUAAUUAAGAUCCAUGUCAUAGAUAUAACACAAAAAAUGGUCACAUCAGCAAAAAAUGUCUUCUGUCAACAAUGUUGUGAUUAUAUUUAGCAUCAGUCUUUCGUGUGAUCGCACAAACUCCUAUCGAAUGACUGGAUUUUCCCUGUGAACAUUUACAGAACCAUUAACGUGACCACCAUAAGUCACAACUUUUUUCUCUUUCAUCGCUUGAUUCAAUUGUUCUUUCGUUGAUUUUGUUCCGUGUGUGAUUGGCGCGUGAAAGGGAUGUCUAUAACUCAGGACUGUCAAUACAUUCAACUGAUUUUUGAGCUCGGAACUCACGUAACGACUAACAGCGUUUCAUACCACGCUAUUUUACUGUCAGUAAUUUCUGAGUGGCUUAAAAAAAACUUUCCACUGAAAAAACGGAAGGCGAGUACUGCUGGCAGCUCUUGAACGCUUGGACCCUUUGCUCAUCAGGUUAUUCGGAUCCCUUGAUUUGUUAGUACUGACAUUCAGCGGCUCACUUAAUGCAUGGUCUGGCUUUUAACAUGCAUCAGCAGUCCAAAAGCAUGCUUCUCAUUUUAUUAUUAGAUGUCUGCUCUGAAUCUCUGAUUAUAAAAAUCCUGACAAUCUCUUGAUUUUUUUAAAUUAAAUUGAUGUUUCAUUGAACGACUGACGCUUGUGUUUGAUUCCCCCCAAGCUGUUUUUUUUUGCUGUUAAAUCUUUAUCUUCGACUCAUCAGGGCCAAAGCACACAGUGGUCUGUUUUUGUUUUUGUUUCAGAUUUGUCCUUUUUGCCGGAAUAUUGUUUAUAUGCUUUUUUUCUUGCAUUCUUGAUUUGAAAGCAAAUACAACUUUCUCCGUCUUAUCGUGUCAGUAAUUUCAUUCAUAUACUGAAACUGGUGCUUAGUUUAUUUGCCCUGAAUUUCCUUUAUGCUUUUCUGUAACGUACACUCACCGUUUACUUCUCUCGCAUUCACUGUCAUAUUGACUUUUGUUAUGUAAGUUUUAAUAAUAAAAUGUUUUAAGAGCAA
Puntigrus tetrazona (Sumatra barb) is the source of this 3438-nucleotide messenger RNA. It is a transcript of the gene smad3b, whose product is annotated as SMAD family member 3b. Lineage: Eukaryota; Metazoa; Chordata; Actinopteri; Cypriniformes; Cyprinidae. The record is from RefSeq and is a predicted model, not a curated record. Gene Ontology annotation, molecular function: RNA polymerase II cis-regulatory region sequence-specific DNA binding; I-SMAD binding; DNA-binding transcription factor activity, RNA polymerase II-specific. Gene Ontology annotation, cellular component: heteromeric SMAD protein complex. Gene Ontology annotation, biological process: cell differentiation; SMAD protein signal transduction; anatomical structure morphogenesis.